Molecule: messenger RNA, 3892 nt
Organism: Cuscuta europaea
Lineage: Eukaryota; Viridiplantae; Streptophyta; Magnoliopsida; Solanales; Convolvulaceae
Source: the annotation of a GenBank genome assembly
GAAAGAGGAGCCUCCAUCAUUUCAUUUUAGCACCACGCUUCAGAGGAGCCGCCCCAGCCUCUUCGCCGCCUCGCCGACGCUGCCUUGCCGACGCCGCCUCGCCGACGCUGCUGGCUCUUCGCCGCCUUCAUCUCGCCGCUGGCUAUUCAUCACCUUCGUCUCGCCUCGCCGCAGCAUCUUUUUAUCCGGCGCCGCAUCCUCUUCUUCUAAAAUCGAUAGCUUCUCUGAUUCUUCAGUUUCUUUCCGAUUGUUGGAAGUCGGCCGAAGGGGCGUUGACCCAAUCGAUGGAUCUAAUUGGUUUCAGAUCUAGAUCCGAAGAGGUGACGACGGCUAGGGUUAGGCUGAAGCGGUGGUAGGGCCAGGGGAUGGUUAUGGCCCGCCACCAUCGGCCAGGGGCUAGGGUGGUUGCUGUCACAGCGGCAUGGCCAUCGUAGGUUGCAACUCAUUUGAGCAGGGGAGGGGGCUUGGCCUGGGGAGCGGACUAGAUUGGGUUGUGGCUGAUGGGGGUUGGUCAGGGGGCUUGGCGUGGCGGUCAUUUGGCGAAGCUGACGGUGGGCGGUGUCACAAGGAGGUGGCGGGCGGGACGGCAGAAAACUUUCCGACAGCCACUAUGGCCGGUGGACGGGCAGUCACUGGGGUCGGUGGGCGGGCAAUCAUUGUGGUCGGAGUCACUGUGGCCGGUUUCGGUUUCUGUACGGUAGAAAACAUUCCGGCAUCGACUAUAGCCGGUGGACAGGCAGUCACCGGGGUUAGUGGGCGGGCAGCCACUGUGGCCGGAGUCACUGAGAUAGUAACUGGUGGCGGCGGCAGUGCUGGUUUUGGUGACGGUGGUGGUGGUGCCGGUGCCGGUGACGGCGCUGGUGCUGGGGUGGCGGCCACAGGGGUGCCGGUACCUGCAAAGGAAUAUUAUUAAAAUAAUAAAUGUAUGAUUAAAUAGAACAAUUAAAUGACUUUUAGUCACUUUUUUGGAAAAAUUUAAAACAAGUCACAUUUUUCUUUUUUUCAAUCAUUUUAGUAAUGUUGGAAUAAAAAGGCCAAACAUAGUGAUUGGUGAUUUCAAAGCUGAAAAAGAAAAACAUACCGAUUGGUGUUUUCAUAAACCGGCAGGUCUUGGUGAGGCGAGGCUGCAUCGAGGAGAGAAGAGAUGAUUGGCAAGGAUUUGGCGAGGAACGAUGACGGUAAUUAGGGCUACGAGCCUGAGCUGCGUGACUGCGCUGAUGAAAAAAUAAAAAGGAGAGAAGAGAUUAAGCUGGACUUGUUAUACAGAGUAUUAAUUUAGGAUUUAGUGUUAAUUUUUGCGAACAAUUAAAAUAUAUCCUUUUACAUUCGAGUUUUUGGCAGAAGACUUUUGUCCAACAUAUACUUACAAUUUUAAUGGUAACUGUUGGUAUAUUAUGUAACUAGUGUGUACCCGUGCACUGCACGGUAAGAUAUGUGUUUACAUUUUUUCUUAAAUUCAUAGGGACCAUGGAUUGCAUAUAAUUUGCCAAAAGACGUUUAAAAGAGAACUCAAUUGACUAUAUAUACAGAUGUCAAAAGGAGUCCAACUCCAUCGGGCUUGCUCGUUUUACGGUGGAUUGCAUUUUAAUAACCUGAUUAACUCACUGGUUUUGUGGGUCAACAUGCACAAGUGGUUGACUAUACAACAUGUGAUUUGGUUAAAAUAUAAACACCUAGUUUGUCUUUCACUAUCUUAAUUAUUGUUUGUUUACUAUGAAAAUUAUUUGCUAUUGUGUACUUACUAUUUAGAAAUAAUUACAUAUUUAUGACUAAAAUGAAGACUAUUUUCAAAAAUGUGAAUAGUGACCAUAGUAGUAAUGAAAUUAUAGUAACUCAUAUUCAUUUUUUAUACCUUUUUCCAUCAUUUUCAAUGGAGCCAAAGAUUCAUUAUUUUUUGGCUUGAGAUUAUGAUAGAAUAAAGCAAAAUGACUCACUAAACUGUCUGCGCUUCUUUGUUAUGAAGCAGCAGUCAGUCCAUGCAAUUUUGGACGGGAUUUUCACUAUGAGUCAUCCGGAAACAGUCUCUCUGUGCUUUAGUACAGGGGUAAUACUGCGUACAUCCGACCCCUCCCUUACCCCACCGUAGGUGGGAGCCUUUGCGGCACUGGGGUAAAUGAAAAUGAUGAUGAAAUGAUAUUCAAUUUUUAUACUUUAGUUACUAUGACACUACAUUGUAGUAAAUAAUAAUUAUAUUUGUGUAAAUAAGUUUUAUUUCAGUAAUAUUUUUGUAAAAAGCCCUACUAUUUAACAACAGCCUUCAUUGAACUACUAUUCUAUAGUAACCAUUCAAAUAAGCUAUUCCUGCAUAUUUUUUAUUUUGUAGUUGAAAAUAACUUUUUAGCUAAUAUAUACUCAAAAAACUAAUUCUAACCUUAUUUUUUUUACAAUCAGUUCUUUUGAUUUAUAUUUCCUAAUAUUACUACUUACACACAAAGGAAAUGUGCACUACCAUAAAUCAAAAAAUGAAGUGGCAUUUUGUAGAUAAGUUUUACCUUUUAUGCCCAUUUAAAGUACGCAUUCUUUUAAUUAUAUGUGUGCACAUCCAUUAAUCAUGAUAAGAUUCUUAUUUUCUACAUUGAUCCGCAAAGCACCCUUUAAAACCCACAAGAUUUUGUUGGAAAAGAAGUAUGCGAAGAAUAUUUUUAUUUUAAGAGGCUAUAAUUUGUUAUUUAUUUUUUAUAUUUGAGUAUUAUUUUCAAUUUAUGUGCUACUCUCAAGUGCAAAUUUUUACCUAUAUUUAUACACAACGUUGUGAUGCAUAAAUAUAAAUAUACAUAUAUAUAAUACUCCUAACUUAUAUAUAGUACACAUAAAUUUUUGUCUAAAUUUUUAUUGGAAUACAUUGAGUGGAGGUUUGGAAGUUGAAUAGUUUUUGUUUAAUGGUGUUGCCACAUGUCAUUUUGUCUACAAAAGAUGGUGCCACAUGUCAAUUAUUUCUCCAAAGAGCUCUCCAAGGGUUAGCUUUAUUAUAUUAUAUAGAUUGUACCAACGGUUUCAAUUUUAGUAUAUCAAUUGCUUAAUUUAUACCAACAGAGUUCAGAAGUUGUGGAGGUAGAUAUUGGUAAAUGGCAUUUUUUUGUGGUGUUACUUAUCAAUUUAUGCUUCUCAGUUCUCACAUUUUGUUGCUGUUCUUUUCUCCUAUUCUCCUUGAAAAAGGCUCAUGUAAGAGGGCAUCAAGUGAGGAAGAACUACGGGAAGAUAAUAUGGUCUGUUGGAAUACUAGAGAAGGUAAUCCUGAGAUGGAGACGGAAAGGAAGCGGCUUACGCGGUUUUAAACCAGAAACAAGCCUCUCUGAAGGCGGCGGCAGCCCUAGCACGGUCAACCAACCCGUACAAGAGGAUGACGAGUAUGAUUUCCUAAAGCAAGGUAGAAAACAAACAGAGGUCAGAUUGCAGAAGGCCCUUGCCCGGGUUAAAUCCAUGGUUCAAUAUCCCGAGGCUAGAGAUCAAUACCGAAGACUGCUAAAUGUUGUCUCUGAAAUGCAGGAAACUAAGAAUAAUUACGAUAGGGUGCUCAGCAAUAUCGGUGAAGUUGGUGAUGAUGAUGAUCUUAUUGACUUGGACGCGUUGUUGGAUGAUGACACUUUCAUGCCACUGGCACCUUGAAUGACGAUUCUGUUGUUAUAUACAAUAGUUAUUAUGUCUUUCAAGUCAUCGCUCGCUCGCUCAAAGUGUGUAUAUACAUAUAAAUAUAAAUAUAUAUGGAGUACGCGCGCACACACACAUAUAGAGAUAUAUAUGCCAUAUGUCCAUCCCAUUGAACAAACAGCACCUUCACAUCACUGACAUAGCAGUUUAUAUCAAAAGUUUAGGUGUGUUUUGGAGUAUAUUUAGUUACAGACGGUUCAAUUCGUUUUCUUAUUAAACAAUGCCUCACCCUUUUUCAUUACAU